Magallana angulata is the source of this 1859-nucleotide messenger RNA. RefSeq names its product coiled-coil domain-containing protein 83-like. The transcript has 12 exons. The coding region runs from base 152 to 1447 and encodes 431 amino acids. Lineage: Eukaryota; Metazoa; Mollusca; Bivalvia; Ostreida; Ostreidae. The record is from RefSeq and is a predicted model, not a curated record.
ACUUAAUGUAAUGUUGAAUACGAAAACAACGAAGUAGCUUUUUUCCUGUUGCUAAUCAAAACAAGAUGGUGGGAAAAGCAAGUGCGUUGGAAGUUAAAACGUUUUAAGAAAAUAAAUUUGUCAAUCGUCUAUAAGGAGAAAAAAGCACAUCAUGGGUAAAAAGAAAGGAAAAAAGGGAGGAGGGAAGAAAGGAAAAAAAGGAGGAAAGAAGAGCAAAGAACCUCAGAUGACAGCUAAGGAGGCGAUAUUAGGCUAUCAAAUUGGAAUCAUAGAAAAGAAACUGGAAGAUGUAAUGUAUGAAACAAGAGGAUGGGAAGAGAAAAACAAGAAGCUCACAGACCGGAAUACUACCUUACUUGAUGAGCAAGAAGUCUUGAUAAAACAUUUAUUGGAACAAGCAAAAAUCGCAGACCAGUACUUUUCAGAGGAGGAAAUCAAGCGCAGAGAAGAUGUAAUUUUGUGCAUGAAAGACAAGUGGGAUAGACAGAGAGAGCUAGAAAGAGAGAUAGAAGGGGUAAAGAAACAGAUUGCUUCAGUUGAGGAGGAAAUAAGACUUGUUCAGAAAGAAGUGGAUUACUGCAAGAAUUACCGCGAUGUGGAGCAACACAAAAACAAGAAAAGGAUAAACCUUCUAGAAGCUGACAUUGAAGAUAUGGAAGCAAGUUUUCAGGAAAUGAAAACUCAUUUAGAGAGGUCAAACGAGAGGUCAAAGAAUGAGAUUUCCUCCAGGACAGAGAACAUGUUGGAUAAACAGAAAGAUCUUGCCACUCAGAAAGCCAUAUCAAAACUAGAUAAAUACAGUCAGAGGGAGGUAUUGGAUAAUGAGUGGCUGACGAGAGAGGUGAAUUUGCAUAGAAAAGACACAGAGGCCCUCAGAGAAAAAGUUGAAGGAUUAGAGAAAGGAAAUCUGGAAAUCAUGGCUGAAUUGUUUGAAUGUAAAAUAGAGGACCUUAAAAUUUCAAGAAAAUUCUUCUUGACACAGUUUGAAGAAAAUGAGAAUUUGGAGGAGACGGGGGUUCUAGAGAUGGACCUGGGAAACCUGUCAAUCAACGAUAGGACCGCCUCCAAACAGAUGGUUCUUUAUGACAGUGGUGACGGUGAUGGGGCGGUCUAUAAACCUGUUGUGCGACCUAAAAGUGCCACCCAGAGGGCAGUGGAAGAGAAGGUGUUUUCUUUAGCGAGGGGUAUGACAGUGGAAUCUGAUGAAGACAGUGACAAUGUGAGCGAUGACACUGAAUUACUCGAUAAUAUGUUUUUUGAAGAAGAAGACUGGAAUGACUAUUUACAACUCGGAAAAGUGGAGUUAAAACUUCUGAACGUUACUGGACAGCAAAUGCCAAUUCAUGUUCCGAUCCAACCCUCAGAGGCGGAAAUCCAGGCCAAACAGUGUAAUCCGGAUACCUGGCCGGUCACUCAACCCAUGCUCAAGCAGGCCGCGAGCUCCUGAGUCAGAGAUCUCCUAAUAUUGAGACUCAUGAUAAUAUCCAGCCAUGUGUUUUUGGCUUAUAUAUAAAUACAUGCAAUGGGACAACUGCAUUCACCAUAAUUAUGAAUUUGUGAUGUGAACUUCUUUUUAAAAAGAAUUUUGAUGUGCUAUGGCUAUAUAUGUCAUCCAUUUUUUCUGAUCUUCGGAUGAUUUGACAAAUACAUGUAUAAUCUUCUUGAUGAAAGAGUUAAAAAAAACAAUUUCUACUUCAAUUCUGCAGAUAUUUUUUUUAUGUGCAGUGUACAGAUGUGACAUAUAUUGACUGAAGCAUAAUGGACUCGAGACUUCUGUUUGUGUAAUACUAAGAUUGUGAAUACAAUUGUGUGUAUCAAGCUGUUAUACAUUGUUAUCUAAUAAAGAAUAUCAUAAACAG